UUCAUUAGUCGUCCCAAUUCAGUUUCAUACCAAUUGACCAUUUACGGUCAAUUUCCAUCAUCUAUGGUCUUAUAUUAACCAAACCUGAUAAUUCUCCUUGUUCUAGAUCUAGAAAGCCGUAAGUCUCCUCCUAUCCUAUCCGACUGUGCACCACGUAAGCAGUAACUAUUAGAAGCACUUUCGUACAUAGCUCGUACAUAGUACAGUCUUCGACAUAAGCUAUAUAAUCGACGAUGUCACACGUUCCAUUAAAACUAAAAAGUAACAGAUAUUACAGAAAAGACCUCCAUCGUCAUUAUUAUUAUCCUCAUCAUACUGCUACGAGGAACUCGCCUUCCUCUGCUACGAGGAAGAGCUACAUCGGCCGUUGGUCGCGGGAAAAGGGAGGAAAGUGCCCGUAUAAGAAAAAGGUGCCAGUCGGCGCGAACAUACGGAGUUGCAAAGCGCCUGGCGGAUCAGUAAGCGUCGCGACGUCCGCGGCGCAGGCAGGUUGCACCACCGUCUUGUCUUCUCGCUUGCUCGCCGUGAUAGUACUUAUUCGCCGGUGCGUCGGGGAAGACGCCGUGACACCCUGGUGGUGGUACCGCGUGUACGCUCGCGGCACGCGAGUGCAUUCUCUCAUCAGCAGACUCUCUGGUGGAUUAUGGGGUUAAGCGGCGGAUA
Molecule: messenger RNA, 663 nt
Organism: Odontomachus brunneus
Lineage: Eukaryota; Metazoa; Arthropoda; Insecta; Hymenoptera; Formicidae
Exons: 2
Coding region: 234-653 (139 amino acids)
Source: RefSeq, a predicted model, not a curated record